AAAUGUAUAGUUUGGAAUGCAUUAUUAUCGAAUGUAACAUUUUAGUCGCUUACCUAGUGAAGUUAAUAAAGGAUACUUUGUAUAAGUAUGAGGAACAGAAAAGGACGAAGUGUUCAAACACUGAAAAACUCCUGCUGAAGCAAUCCAGGUGGCUCGCUAUUAUAAAGAUGUCGUGUAUUAAAGAGGAGAGUGAAGAUAUUAAGAUUGAAGAAGUAUUCAGAGUCAAAGUUGAAGAUAAUGAGGCACAAACAGAGCUGAUGGAACUGAAAAAGGAAAGUCAAGAACUCAAUGAAAAGGAAGAAGAAAAUCCGUGUGAGAUACAGCAUGAUUUCAUGACUGGUGAAAAACCUAGACCGACUGAAAAGAUUUCCUCACGGAAAAGAGCUCGGAAGACCAAACCUAACAGUUCUAAUCGAGCACAAAAACAAAACCUUGAAACCCACAAGAGAGGUCACACUAGAGAGAAGAUUUUUGUAUGUGAUCAGUGUGGAAAGAGCUUCCAAUUCAGUAAAUACCUUACGAAUCAUAUGCGAGUUCACACAGAAGAGCGGCCCUUUGCCUGCAAACGGUGUGGAAAGAGUUUCUUACAAGAAGUAAAUCUGAACACUCACAUGAAAGUUCACACUGGAGGGAAGUCGUUCACAUGUGAGCAGUGUGGAAAGAGUUUCAUCCGCAAAGGAGACCUUAAUAACCACAUGAGUCUUCACACUGGAGUGAGAAAUUACAUCUGUAAUUUGUGUGGGAGGACUUUCUCAUGCAAAGGAAAUCUGAACACUCACAUGAGAAUUCACACUGGAGAGAAGCCCUUUAUAUGUGAUCAGUGUGGGAAUAGUUUCAGAUGUAAAGCAACUCUUAGUAACCACAUGAAAAUUCACACAAGAGACAACUCUUUUAAAUGUCAUCAGUGUGGAAGGAGUUUUACAGACAGAGAUCAUCUUAAGAUUCACAUAACGACUCACACUGGAGAGAAGCCGAACAUGUGCCAUGACUGUGGAAAGAGUUUCACAAAACAAUCGCAGCUUAAGAAUCACAUGAGAAUUCACACCGGAGAGAAACCUUUCGCCUGCUCUCAGUGUGGAAAGAGUUUCAACGUUAAAGCAAACCUUCGGACUCACAUGAGAAUUCACUCUGGAGAGAAGCCAUUCACCUGCCACCACUGUGGAAAAAGUUUUAGAUAUCAAGGAAACUUUAACAGUCAUAUGAGGCAUCAUGUGUAAAAGUUAUUCUGCCAUUAAAGAUGCAUCUGCAAAGUCAUGUGCUUGUAAGACCCUAUUUGUGUUCUUUGUGUGGAAGGAGUUUUAAAGGAGAAGUCCACUUCCAAAACAAAGAUUCACAUAAGUUUCUCCCCCUUGUCAUCCAAGAUGUUCAUGUCUUUCCUUCUUCAGUCAUAAAGAAAUAGUUUUUUGAGGAAAACACUUCAGCAUUUUUCUCCAUACAGUGGACUGCUAUGGUGCCCCAAUUUUGAAUUUCCAAAAUGCAGUUUAAAUGUGGCUUCAAACGAUCCCAAAUGCUGUUGUAAAUGAUCCCAGCUGAGGAAGAAGGGUCUUAUCUAGCGAAACGAUCGGUUAUUUUCAUUAAAAAAAAUACAGUUUAGAUACUUUUUAAUCUGAAACGCUUGUGAACUCUGUGUAUUCUGGCUCAAGACAGUUAGGGUAUGUCGAAAAACUCCAAUCAGAUUUUCUCCUUCAACUUCAAAAAUCAUUUCAAAAUCAUCCUACAUUGCUGCAGAAGUAUUGACACAGUCUAUGCAAAGUGAACAUGCAAAGAAGAUCAAAAACCCUUAACAAAAAAUGUAAAACAGUGAUAUAGGACGAUUUUGAAGUUGAGGGAGAACAUGAGAUGGGAGUUUUUCCGACAUACCCUAACUAUCAUGAACCAGAACAAAAACAGUUCAGGCAGAGUAAGAAAAGACAAGCAUUUAACAUUAAAAAGUAUAUAAAUUGUAUUAUUUUUAUGAAAAUAACAGAUCAUUUUGCUGGAUAAGACCCUUCUUUCUCAGCUGGGAUCGUUUGAAGCCGCAUUUAAACUGCAUUUUGGAAGUUCAUAAUCAGAGCACUGUAUCAGUCC
Molecule: messenger RNA, 2067 nt
Organism: Labeo rohita (rohu)
Lineage: Eukaryota; Metazoa; Chordata; Actinopteri; Cypriniformes; Cyprinidae
Product: gastrula zinc finger protein XlCGF8.2DB
Exons: 3
Coding region: 3-1217 (404 amino acids)
Biological process (GO): regulation of transcription by RNA polymerase II
Molecular function (GO): DNA-binding transcription factor activity; RNA polymerase II cis-regulatory region sequence-specific DNA binding
Source: RefSeq, a predicted model, not a curated record